AACUGAAACAAAUAUAACACAACUACAAUUACAAAGUAUAUUCUUUAAAUCUUACAUAUACACUGUACCUACAAUCUACAAUAAUCUAAUCAACAUAGCGUAGGACUUUAGCUGUGAGAAUAAGCAUAGCCGCACUCUAAACAUGUGGCUUAAACAACUUAUCAGAGUUAGACACUAAACUUCCUUCAUGUCACAAAAUACAACCACAGAACUACAGGUAAGUAUCAAAUAAACAAUAUACAUAUAGACGAUGCUCCAAAAGAUGAAGGAUUGAGGGCAGAUGCAUGUGGACUCAUGGCAGUCUCUUCUUCUUCUUCUGUAUAGGGUUUAUUGGCGGUUGGCAAACAGCAAAAUGGUGCAUUACUGCCACCUCAUGGCAGUCUCUUGGGCCAUGUGCAAACUUCACUAAGCCUUACUAAUUCCUGCUUCCUGUGAUCUCACCAGGUAUCAGAACUAUUAAAGGGACAGCUGCAACAACACUAUCAGCACAAGAGGGGCUCUGUGUACAAGUGACAUAAUGAGGGAAUGAGGAACAGGUUAAAAAACAAGUGGAGGCUCAGGAAAGGUAAAUCUAGAAGCAGGUGGGAGUGUCAGUGUCUGAAAUGACAGCAGAGUGCAUGAUGGGAACAUAAAAAGCAGACAGACUGAAUAAGGGAAGACAGAAAACCAAAAGCAUCACAGGUCUGUUUGCUUUGACAUUACAACAUCUAAACAGAGAAGUGUUUCACUCGCUCUGUUUCUGCUGAAAUCACACAUUGACUUUUACUUUGUCGUAUCUCCUCUGUGUCUGAUCAUUUGGUGAUGAGUUUUGUGACAGUCCAGUCUGUGAACAUCAUGACAAACAUGUUGUUUCUGAGUCUCCUCUUUAUUCCAAGUACUUUGGCAGCUUGUCCUGAUCCUGCAAACCUGUUGAUCACUGCACCAACAGAGAUGGAAGCUCUGAGUGGAUCUUGUUUACAAAUCUCAUGUAACUUUAGUGACUAUGGACUGACUGGGAGCAAUGCGUUUGACAGCACAAGACCUGUGUUUGGAGUGUGGAUUAAAAAUAAUCCUGACUUUGGCAGCUAUCCAAAAAAUGUGAUCUUCAACAGCAGUGGGACAGUUAACAUCUAUCCAAUGAAUAUUACAGGAAACCUGAAGGAGAAAAACUGCACCACUCUGUUUUCCAAUUUAACCACAAAUUAUACAAACACAUACUACUUCAGAAUUGUGAACUUGGUGUUCAAGGCAACAGCUUUUUGUGAUCCUCUUCAAAUAACAAUUCAAGAUUCUCCUUGGAGGCCCAAUAUUACAAUCCCAGGUGAUCUGAAGGAGAAGGAGUCUGUCACUAUAACCUGCUCAGCUCUCACUCCCUGUCCACACUCCCCUCCUCAACUCACCUGGAAUCUCACACAAGACUCUCACAACAAAAUAGAGGAAAACACAGAUGGAAGCUUUACAACUAAAAUCCAGCAGACCAUCACUCUGUCAGACACAGAUGAUGGAAAGAAGAUCAGCUGCUCUGCCAGAUAUCCUGUGAACCAAGGAAAAGACACCAAGACAGCAGAGACAGAAGAGACUCUCAGUGUUUCAUAUGCUCCUCAAGACACCUCAGCAUCCAUCAGUCCAUCAGGUUUGGUGUCAGCAGGCAGCUGGGUGAAGCUGACCUGCUCCAGCAGAGCCAAACCUCCAGUCAGCAGCUUCACCUGGUUCAAGAAGAGCAGAGAUGGAGCUGUGAAAGUAUCUGAAGGAGAGAUUUACAGCUUCAAUGUAACAGAUGGAGGAGUUUAUUACUGUGUGGCCACUAAUGAUCUGGGUAAUCAGACAUCAGCAGUGAUUCAGGUGACUGUUGCAGCUCUAAAAUCUUGCUGCAAUGCAGGUGAUCUGUUUGGUGUCUGCAUUGUAGUGAAGACUGUGGGAAUCACAAUGCUUGUGAGCACACUGGUCUUAUUUGAGUGCUGGUUUAAAUCAAGACAGUUCAAGAAACCAGAGACAGAAACCAUCUAUGUGAACAAAGCUGCGUCAUAAUCCAAACAAGUUUCUGCAACAGGAGGACAAGAAGUCUUGGAGAUUAGCAGUGUUAACAUCUGCACGCUGACAGAAACAUCUGUAUGGUAGUCAAAGUAAUGUUAAUGUUUGGAUUUGGACCGUACUGUUUAGGUUUACUUACAUGUUAGCCUUCAUCUUUGACUGGCCUAAACAUUUGCUGAUAGCUGAUAUAGAGUAAUUGCUAUCUGGAGCUUUUUCUAGAGUCUGCUCUCUACUAUUGCUGCACAACAGCCACACUGUACUUAUUGUGUUUUUGUACUGUUUGUAUGAUAUGAUGAAUAAUAAGGUUUCUGUGGCGGAUUUCCUUCACUGGUGAAGAACUGAAAAAAAUAAAAACAGAACAGUUUCUCUCAGCUCUGUGAGUACAGACAUGCUACCUUUUACAACAACAUUUCUUAAUCACAUGGUCGGUGAUUCUGUGUACUGAUUCUUUGUGUGUGCUAAUCUUUUAAGAUAUUACUUGUUCAGUAUAUACAUGAAAGUGUCCAUUCAUGUCACCCAUCAGUGGUUUGAUUGUUGUGUCUAGUAAUCCUAAACAAAUUUACUUUAAAACUAAUACAGGUCCUGCUGAAUUAACUGUCAUAAAUGAUUGUGUUCUUAUAAAAAUGCAAAAACUUUAUUUAGACAAAUGAGGAACAGAUUAGCUUGGUUACUUAUUUCAAUGUAUGCAUGAAAUUAUUUAAUCUUUUGAUUACAUAAGUGAUGAGUUUUGUGACAGUCUAAUCUGUGAACUUCAUAACAAAUAUGUUACUCAGUCUCCUCUUUAGUCCAAGGUAGCAUUUUAGUCAUUUAUAGUAUGACAGAUCAGUGAAGAUAACAGUUUUCUGUUGAAAUACAUUUAUUCAAAAAUUUGUAACAGAUUUUCACAAGGUUUCUCUUUAUGUAAAUUUAACCCAUGCGAAAUACGGGGCUAAUAAACUCCUUUUUGUCACUUAAA
Oreochromis aureus is the source of this 2965-nucleotide messenger RNA. Its product is annotated as myelin-associated glycoprotein-like. The transcript has 7 exons. Bases 802 to 2007 code for a protein of 401 amino acids. The record is from RefSeq and is a predicted model, not a curated record. NCBI's taxonomy places the organism in Eukaryota, Metazoa, Chordata, Actinopteri, Cichliformes, Cichlidae.